Molecule: messenger RNA, 1506 nt
Organism: Penicillium subrubescens
Lineage: Eukaryota; Fungi; Ascomycota; Eurotiomycetes; Eurotiales; Aspergillaceae
Exons: 1
Coding region: 1-1506 (501 amino acids)
Molecular function (GO): hydrolase activity, hydrolyzing N-glycosyl compounds
Source: RefSeq, a predicted model, not a curated record
AUGGCGAACCGGUCUUCCUUAAGACACUGCACGAGCAAACCACGAGUCUUUAUCGUGUCUGACAUUUCUAACGAGCCCGAUGAUGCCGAGUCACUCGUUAGAUUUCUGCUCUAUGGCAAUGAAUUUGACAUACAGGGUCUUGUAGCCUGCACGUCAUGCUGGAUGAAGACCAAUGUUCAUCCCGAGGACAUGCACAAGAUUAUCGACGCUUACGCCGAAGUGGUGGGCAAUCUCAACAACCAUGUCCAUCCGGAGAACCAAUUUCCUACCGCCAGCUAUCUACACUCUAUUGUGAAGCCAGGCCCCGCAGUGUACGGGAAGCAGGCCCUGCAGCCAAACUUCCAUCUCAGCGAAGGCUCCCAGCUGCUCGUUGACCGCGUCGACGCCUCAGAUGAUGCCCUGUGGGUCCUUUGCUGGGGCGGGACCAACGUACUCGCCCAGGCACUUCAGUACGUUCAAAAAGGGCGAUCGAAAGACGAAGCCACAAAGUUCUGCUCCAAACUUCGCAUAUAUGCGAUUAGUGACCAGGAUGAUACCAGUCAUUGGAUCAGGAUCACCUUCCCAAACAUUUUUUACAUCUGCUCGCUACAUGCCUGGAAGGAAUACCCAAUGGCAGCCUGGACUGGAAUUUCAGGAGACCUACUUGCCCCCCUGGAUGAUGGCGCACCUGAUAAGACCAAAAUCACUAAGGAGUGGCUCAAGAAGCACAUUCAAAUCGGCCCUUAUGGUAGUGUCUACCCUGACUACUCUUUCAUCAUGGAGGGUGACACGCCUACCUUCCUAUACCUCAUCCAGAACGGCCUCGGAUCCCCCGAACACCCACACUGGGGUAGUUGGGGAGGCCGUUACGGGCUGGUCGAUUUAGGAGGCUCGAGCAAGCAUUAUGCCGAUGUAAAGGAUGAGGUGGUUGGGGUGAAUGGCAUGAAGGCUUUCUCAAGCCAGGCAACGGUCUGGCGCUGGAGGGACGCGUAUCAGGAUGACUUUGCCGCCCGCAUGCAGUGGACAUUAAGUGCCGACCGAUUGAAGGCAAACCACGCCCCAGUUAUUAUCGUCAAUGACAGCACGGCUGGGCCGGAGCAUCUGUACAUCGAAAUCGAAGCUGGCUCCCACAUUACCUUGGACGCUAGGGAAAGUUAUGACCCCGAUGGAGACGAGUUAUCAUUCCAGUGGUUUCAGUACAAAGAGCCAACCAGGACACAAAGCGACGUUCAUUGGCACUUUGUUCCAGAUGUCGAGGUUGAGCUUGCCGAUGGAAUUGAGCCAAGUGGAGCCAUGGUUCGAGUUCAGAUACCACCAGCGGAGUUAUGUGCCGUGAAUAUUCUCACUGGAGAACCACUUGAGAAGGGCCAGAUCUUCCACUUGAUUCUUGAGGUUAAAGACAGUGGAAUUCCAAGCAUGAGAACGUAUAAGCGCAUCGUUAUGCAGAUUACAAAUAUAAAGGGGUUGGGGGCCUUAGGAAAAGCGUAUGAGACAGUAACAGAAGCUAUUGAGAACAAGGAAAGAUAA